AUGAUUAGAUGUCUACUGUUUUCGAGAUAUCUGUGCUUAUCAUUGAUUUAUAUUAAGAAGAAAGCAUCCAUUGAGCUUAUAUAUAACUUUGUUCCCUUUCAUAAUCCCCCAACCAAAGAGCUAUAUAGAGAUUGUAACUUAUCAAUAGCAAAAUGUCCUUAUAAUGCAAACAAAACAUGGGGAAAAAAGGAUUCAUUUAUUACUGUUGACGGUAAUUCACGUCAACCGAGACUUGGCGAAAUCUUCUGCGGUGCAUGUGGCGGGGAAGGCACAUUGUUUGUUGCAUGGGACCCACCGGAUGGAGGCUUUCGGGUUCUUGGUAGCACGUUUAACUUGGCUUUCAGCCCAUCUUCAGUGGGAACCCGAAAGUCGGCCCAGUUGUUGUUGAUCGGAACUCCUUUCGUUGGCUGCGUGGAAACCAAUUUCCGUUGGGCCAAGCCCAAAGAGGACACGACAAUGGCUUGA
Messenger RNA from Striga asiatica, 465 nucleotides. The record is from the annotation of a GenBank genome assembly. NCBI's taxonomy places the organism in Eukaryota, Viridiplantae, Streptophyta, Magnoliopsida, Lamiales, Orobanchaceae.